Molecule: messenger RNA, 2379 nt
Organism: Zasmidium cellare ATCC 36951
Lineage: Eukaryota; Fungi; Ascomycota; Dothideomycetes; Mycosphaerellales; Mycosphaerellaceae
Exons: 1
Coding region: 1-2379 (792 amino acids)
Source: RefSeq, a predicted model, not a curated record
AUGCUUUCGAGGUCGAGCAGCAACGCAGGCGAUCGAUUGCGGCGAGCCAAGUCAACAUCGUCUGCCCACACCUCCUCGUCAGGUCACCAGCGCCAGACCACUUGUAUCGACCCGUUCACAUCCCGUCACCAAGCUGAAGCAGCUGCCAUCGAAGCAUACGAAAGAGCACGACAGACCGAUGAACCGGCCCAACGUCCACGGCCACAACGUCGCCGAAGCCAAAGAACCGGCAAGUCCGAAGGCGGCCAUUUCGAAGAUGCGAGGAAGAGAGCCCUGGCUCGUUCAUCAGACGAUGCGUCCAGAGCAAGACAGUCGCAAGUCCAGCAGGCGGCUGCCUCACGGCCGAGUACAGCUGCGUCUGGUGAAGAGCGUGUGAUUACACGCAGGAGAUCGGUAAUACCACCGUUGACAGACGCGGGACGGACACAGGUCGAUGAGCGAUCUUCGAUCUCGACUUCAGAUAAUCGUGGUCGACGACGACAAUCCACUCUUGGUGAUGGAAGCCCAGCACCGCGCUACUCGUUGACCGUCCAGGAGCAAGAGCCUACCUUACAACUGCCUGGCAUGCCCAGUGCUCGUCCAGAUGAUCAUAACAGCAAACUGUCCGGUAUCGCUGAGUUCAUCUCAACUCCAGGGUCCAGAACGCAGACACCGAGACAUUCGAGACCUUCGACACGUGAAGCAACACAGUUCAGUGAGGAGGCUCUGGACCAGGCCCGUGACCGGUGUCUUCAAGAUUUCCAAACCAAGAGAGUUCGGGAGAGGAAGUCUUUCAUCCUGGCCCCUUUCCAGAAGCGACGUACGCACAAAGUCGGCGGCAACUUCGACAACUCCUUGCCACCUUUCAAUUACGCAGAGAGUAACGACGCAGCACCACUUCCGCAGAACACAGUGGCACCUCCGCUUGCUGUCAAGACGGAACAGAAGGCAAGGAACCUCUCAGAUACGCUGAAGGGGCGCCUGAAGAAGGUAUUUCGAAAGACGUCCAAACAAGUAACAGGAGUUCCACCUCAACAUGUUGAGGCCCCAGAAUUCCACUUUACUGUUCGGGAUACGGACCUGAGCGAAGCAGACGACACCUUUGUGGACUACGCUGACCCAUUCAUGACCGUCGCUGCCGAGGAUCCCAGGCCGCAAAAAGAGGCCAGGUUUGACAGUACCAAGACCACCUCAUCCAGCGGCGACAAUAACACGAUAAAGUCGCGGGUCACAAGCUGGACCAACUCCACGGUAGCUGGCAUGUCGACUAUUCGCACCAACAAUGGCCCGUUUACAACAGCUGGCGAUGCUGGUGAUUCGAAGCCAAGCGACAGCUUGAGGACACUGAGGAAAGCAAGCUCAUUCUGGGGCUGUCCUAUCCAGAAUAAACUCCGUCGGACAAGCAAGAAUGAUCUCAAGGGCUCUGAGGAGAGCCAAGGGUUGUAUGAUGCUCUUCAAAAGCGUAUCAGGCCGUCAAGGUCGAUGGAGCCUCCGGGAGAGACCACGUUCGCAGGAUUUCAAGAGGCACCUCCAUCUCGUAAGUCGUCGGCUCUCGCAACCUUGCCGUCGCAACGAGACUACAGUUCGUCACAAGCAAGCAGAGCAUCAUAUACAAUCCGCUCCGUGACUCCGCAAGACCCAGCAGCGCAAACAGUCAACGUGCCAUCUCCAGUGAAGGAAAACUUGAGCCCAGAGGUGGACGCUGACUUGGAUGACACCGUCAUAACUUACCCAAUCCAUGACGACUCAAAGAAUAGCACGCCUCAAAGCGACCUCAAGCGUCGGCCAGCCGUUAAAGCUCAACCACCUUCGCAGGAGCAGCUAUCCAAGAGGCUCGAACGGUUUCAGAAUCGUUGGAAAUCUCCUCUUGAUGAGCUGUCUGCCCAAGGAUCCCGUCCGACAAAGACUUCGAUGAUGGAAGACAACCCAUAUGAACUGCGCUCACUCAGACAGGCUAUCCGACAGACAACACCGGGCACCGAUCUGCCGCAUCACACCCGAGUCCUGGAUGAAAGUCACGCAGUUCGAGCAGAUGCGCUCUCCCCAAGUGUAUAUUCCCGUGCAACAGAUGGAGCAUCGCCACGGCGGUUGACACCAGAAGACCUCGGUAUGACCACCAUCACGGUCACUGGACGCGAAGUCAGGCGGUACGACAUCUCGCCUCCAAAGCCUGCACAAGCUGGGAAAAGGCAAGCGAGCAGAGAAUGGCGAAGGUGGCUAUCGGAUGAGAUGAGCAAUCUCGGUGGUGGAAAGAAUGAGCUUGACCUGGUCGCAGAAGCCAAUGUUCGCCCCGUCGCUGUCGCGCAAGAGUCGUACCACACUGCAGCUGCUCGGCCACGCUCCAACACCGCAAGUCCUGAAUGCUUGUCGAGACCGGGCUCAGUAUCCCCAGCCAUGUAG